Molecule: messenger RNA, 2132 nt
Organism: Hypomesus transpacificus
Lineage: Eukaryota; Metazoa; Chordata; Actinopteri; Osmeriformes; Osmeridae
Gene: gpia
Product: glucose-6-phosphate isomerase a
Exons: 18
Coding region: 138-1799 (553 amino acids)
Biological process (GO): glucose 6-phosphate metabolic process; glycolytic process; gluconeogenesis
Cellular component (GO): cytosol
Molecular function (GO): carbohydrate derivative binding; monosaccharide binding; glucose-6-phosphate isomerase activity
Source: RefSeq, a predicted model, not a curated record
UGAAUCUACUGUUUGAGGGGAACCAUCUACUCACUUCCUACUCGCACCGAACUGUCCUUUUCAUUCCGCUACAACAGAACAGGUCUUUCACACGCCUGGACACUUCAAGGGGACCAUUUAUCAAUUCAACCAUCACCAUGGGACUAGCAAAUGAUCCAAACUACCAGAAACUUGAGCAGUGGUACAAAUCAAAGGCAGGAAAUCUGAAUAUGAGGAGCAUGUUUGAUGCUGACGAAGCUAGAUUCAGCAAAUUCAGCACAACCCUUGAGACAGACGAUGGAGAAAUUCUGCUGGAUUACUCCAAGAAUCUCAUCAAUGAGGAAGUCAUGCAGAUGCUUCUGGCAAUGGCCAAGUCGAGGGGAGUAGAGGACGCAAGAGAAAAAAUGUUCUCAGGAGAAAAGAUCAACUUCACUGAGGGCCGGGCUGUGCUCCAUAUUGCGCUGCGUAAUCGCUCCAACGCUCCCAUAAUCGUAGACGGGAGCGACGUCAUGCCAGAGGUCAACAGGGUUCUGGACAAGAUGAAGGCCUUCUGUCAUAAAGUCCGCAGUGGAGAGUGGAAGGGUUUCAGCGGGAAGGCCAUCACUGAUGUGGUCAACAUUGGGAUCGGUGGCUCUGACCUGGGUCCCCUGAUGGUGACUGAGGCCCUGAAGCCAUACUCCGAAGGCGGGCCCAAUGUUUGGUUUGUCUCCAACAUCGAUGGCACGCACAUGGCCAAGACCCUGGCCAAGCUCAACGCAGAGACCACUCUCUUCAUCAUCGCCUCAAAGACAUUUACCACCCAGGAAACCAUCACCAACGCUGAGUCUGCCAGGGAGUGGCUCCUCAAGACAGCCAAUGACCAAUCUGCCGUGGCCAAGCACUUUGUGGCGCUUUCCACAAAUGCACCCAAAGUGAAGGACUUUGGCAUUGAUACAAACAACAUGUUUGAAUUCUGGGAUUGGGUUGGAGGACGCUAUUCACUGUGGUCAGCCAUUGGUCUGUCCAUUGCACUGCACAUAGGCUUUGAGAACUUUGAGCAGCUUCUCUCUGGAGCUCACUGGAUGGACAAUCACUUCCACAGUGCCCCCUUGGAGCAGAACGUCCCGGUGCUUCUGGCCAUGCUGGGCGUCUGGUACGUCAACUUCUUCCAGGCCGAGACCCACGCCAUGCUGCCCUACGACCAGUACAUGCACCGCUUUGCUGCCUACUUCCAACAGGGUGACAUGGAGUCGAACGGGAAGUACAUCACUAAGGAUGGUGCUCGUGUUAACUACCAUACUGGACCAAUCGUGUGGGGAGAGCCAGGAACCAAUGGGCAGCAUGCCUUUUACCAGCUGAUCCACCAAGGCACCCGUAUGAUUCCUGCUGACUUCCUCAUUCCUGCCCAAUCACAGCACCCCAUCCGAAACAACCUGCAUCACAAGAUCCUAAUGGCUAACUUCCUGGCCCAGACAGAGGCCCUGAUGAAGGGGAAGACAUCUGGUGAGGCCAAGAAGGAACUGGAGGCCACUGGCCUGGCAGGACCUGCCCUGGAGAAGCUGCUGCCUCAUAAAGUAUUCCAAGGGAACAAGCCCAGUAACUCUAUCGUCUUCAAGAAGCUGUCUCCCUUCAUGCUGGGAGCCCUGGUUGCCAUGUACGAACACAAGAUCUUUGUUCAGGGAGUAGUGUGGGACAUUAACAGCUAUGACCAAUGGGGUGUUGAGUUGGGGAAGCAACUGGCCAAGCAGAUCGAACCUGAGCUGCAGGACAAGUCUGAGGUUCACUCCCACGACUCCUCCACCAACGGGCUCAUCAACUUCCUCAAGAAGAACUCUGCCUGAACCUCCCACUUCCUCAUCCAUGACCUUUGAACCAUAUGAGAAUCCAUUGGCUGAACCAUCAUGUCCUCCCCACAUAGCCCCAUCACCCUACCAGAACCAGCACUUUAUGUUUUGUGAUCACCAAUCUGUUUAUUUGAGUGUUUCUUGUGCAUGGUGAGAUGGUAUUAUGUAGAUGUGUAACCUGAAAAUGGAUUAUACAACUGAUCAUUUCAGGCAAAAGCUAAACUAACCUUCAAUGUGCAGAUACUACUAUACGUGUCUUUGCACCCCCCACCCUUCACUUUAAACCUAGUAGGCACUGACUUACCAAUAAAUGUCAUAAUUGUCACUUUA